This is a messenger RNA of Saccostrea echinata, 1229 nucleotides long. RefSeq lists its product as uncharacterized. NCBI's taxonomy places the organism in Eukaryota, Metazoa, Mollusca, Bivalvia, Ostreida, Ostreidae. The record is from RefSeq and is a predicted model, not a curated record. The coding region runs from base 61 to 999 and encodes 312 amino acids. The transcript has 2 exons.
CUCAAAGUCUCCUGGAUAGAAGUAGAUUACGAUGUACCUCCCCCUCGUGCUUCUUUCCAUAUGAAGGCUUACCAUAAUUUAAACCGAGUGAGCAUUUUAACAAGCCUUGCAUGCAUUGCCUUUUCUGUUGUCUACGUUUUAUACUGUGGUCGAGAUUCCCAUAAUCCUGAUUCUUGUCCACCCAAUGAAAGAGAGGAAAUGAUAUCAAACAUUUUGGCGAUGUUAAUCUCCUUCAUCAUGAUAAUUUGUAGCAUCAUGGGGAUUAUUCUUUUUCAAAUAAAUAGCAAAGUAUUAGGACUUAAAAAUCUAUUGGAAAGGGUCUCUGAAGAGAAUCGUAAUGCCAGUCAAGAGCAAACGGAAUACACAACUCGCAGCAAUAGACUUGAAGGUCUAGAACUUCAGACACAAAUAAUUACAGACAUCGAAAACAGGAUUACAGAGUUUGAAAAUAUUUCUCAUUCACAGAGACUUGGACCCCAGCGUUAUAACAGUAAUUUUCUCGAUCCAAAUGCACCACCGCCGUAUGAGCGUAAUUCUUCCGAUCCAACUGAAUUUGAAUAUAGGAAUACAGAAUUUCAAAAUAAUUCACAUCCUCAGAGAUUUGGACUUCCACCGUAUGAUAACAAUGAUUCCGAUCUAACUGAAAUUAGUCAUGGGACUACAGAAAUGGAAAUUAAUUCACAUCCUCAAAGACUUGAACCACCGCCGUAUGAUUCUAGUUUACCCGAUCCUAUGUCUACACCACCCCCUUAUGAAUGCAAUCCAUCCGAUACGACGGAAAUUGACUAUAGGAAUACAGGAUUUCAGAAUAAUUCAAAUCUUCAAAGAUUGGGAUUACCGUCGUAUGACGAUGUUUCUGAUUCAACUGAAAUUGGUUCUAGGACUACUGAAUUUGAAAAUUAUUCACAUCAUCAGAAUUUUGCUACACCUGUGGAUUAUAAUUCUAUUGAUCUAACUGAGCCACCACCAACAUAUGAAGAAUAUAUGCGCAAUUUGUAGAAAAAAAAACAUGAUUAGAAUAAUACAUGACAUGAAGAAGUGAUCGACGAAACUUUAUAUAUAUAUUGGUGGUGUCUUUUAAAUGUGCAACAAGGUUUCAAUAUUUUUUUAUCAAGAGCGCUAACCGGGGGUAGAUAAAUAAUGUUUCCACAUCUCUCACUUUUUAUACAAUAGGUAGACAAUAUUUUAAAGAAAAUCUAUGCUUCUUAAAAACCCUUACAAUUAAAAAA